GCUCCGUGCUUCUUGCCGCCAUAUUCCCAAACUUACCUCCGUUUGCAUUUCUCUGUCCUAUUGAUCGACAUGGUAAGAGUUUACGAAUUCUGCUUGCAAAAUUAAAAACCCUAUUUUUUUUUCUUUUCUUCCUCUUAAAUGAUCGAACUACGUUUCCCCCUUCGUUCCUGCAAAUUCAGUUUUGUGCAAAAAAGGCCACAGGUUGCCACUAGUCUUGUUCAGGGAGAGAAAUGGCCAAUCUUCAAGACAUUGUUUACUCAGCUGCUGUUAAUAUUCUAUCUGCAUUCGCAUUCCUAUUGGCAUUUGCAAUAUUACGGCUUCAACCCAUUAAUGACAGAGUUUACUUCCCAAAAUGGUAUCGUAAAGGGAUAAGAGCUAGCCCAACACACUCUAGGGGAGCUGUAACCAAAUUUGUAAACUUGGACAUUAGAACAUAUAUACGGUUUCUGAAUUGGAUGCCUGCAGCUUUGAGAAUGCCAGAACUAGAGCUUAUAGAGCAUGCUGGCCUUGAUUCUGUAGUCUAUAUUCGGAUUUACCUUCUGGGCUUGAAAAUAUUUGUCCCCAUUACUAUACUCGCUUUUGCUGUCCUGGUUCCUGUCAAUUGGACUGGGGAGACAUUGGAACAAAUCAAGGAUCUUACAUUCAGUGACAUUGACAAGUUGUCAAUAUCAAAUAUUCCAGCUGGAUCCCAAAGGUUUUGGGCACACGUUAUAAUGUCAUAUGUCUUCACCUUUUGGACUUUCUAUGUGAUCUACAAUGAAUACAAGAAAAUAGCUACAAUGAGGUUGCAAUUUUUAGCAUCCGAAAGCCGUCGUCCUGACCAUUUCACAGUUCUUGUGAGGAAUAUUCCUCCAGAUCCUGAUGAAUCAGUCACGGAGCAUGUUGAACAUUUCUUUUGUGUAAAUCAUCCUGAUCAUUAUCUUACUCAUCAGAUAGUACGCAAUGCAAAUAAUCUUGCAAACUUGGUUGCAAAGAAGAAGAGUUUGCAGAAUUGGUUGAUUUACCACCAGAACCAAUAUGAGAGAAAUCCUUCUGUAAAGCCUACUACAAAGACAGGUUUCUGGGGUCUUUGGGGAGAUACAGUCGAUGCAAUUGACUUCUAUAUUGCUGAGAUUGGAAAGCUUAGUGAAGAAGAAGAUAGAGAAAGAGAAAAGGUUAUGAAUGAUCCAAACGCUAUAGUUCCAGUAGCAUUUGUUUCAUUCAGAUCCCGAUGGGGAGCAGCUGUCUGUGCUCAAACUCAGCAAACAAGCAACCCAACAAUUUGGUUGACUGAAAGGGCUCCUGAGCCUCGUGAUGUAUAUUGGGAUAAUCUAGCAAUACCAUACGUUGAACUCACCAUUCGAAGAUUACUAAUGGCAGUCGGACUAUUUUUCUUAAUUUUCUUUUUCAUGAUUCCUAUAGCAUUUGUACAGUCUCUAGCCAGCAUUGAGGGGAUAGAGAAGGUUUUUCCUUUCCUAACACCUUUAAUAGAAACGAAAUCUGUCAAGUCUUUAAUCCAAGGCAUUCUUCCAGGCCUUGCUCUGAAGAUAUUCCUUAUUGUACUUCCAAUGAUUCUUAUGAUGAUGUCCAGAAUAGAAGGAUUUAUAUCACUGUCAUCUUUGGAUAGGAGAUCAGCUGCAAAGUAUCAUUUGUUUCUACUUUUUAAUGUGUUCAUUGGCAGCAUUGUAACGGGAACAGCAUUGGAUCAGCUUAAGACUUUUCUUAAUCAGUCUGCGACGGAGAUUCCAAAAACCAUUGGUGUGUCGAUCCCACUAAAAGCCACUUUCUUCAUUACUUAUAUAAUGGUGGAUGGCUGGGCAGCAGUUGCUGCAGAGAUCCUCAGAUUGGUUCCAUUAGUCAUAUUCCAUUUGAAGAACACAUUUCUAGUUAAGACAGAUCAAGAUAGGGAUCAAGCAACGGAUCCUGGUUGUGUGGACUUCGCAACAUAUGAACCUCGAAUACAAUUUUAUUUCUUGCUGGGACUUGUUUAUGCUGCAGUGACACCUUUACUUCUUCCUUUCAUCAUCAUCUUCUUUGCCUUUGCCUACGUGGUAUUUCGCCAUCAGAUUAUUAAUGUAUAUAACCAAAAAUAUGAGAGCGGAGGUGCAUUCUGGCCAGAUGUGCAUCGGCGACUGAUGAUUGGUUUAAUGAUAUCUCAACUACUUUUGUUGGGGUUGCUGAGCACAAAGGAUGCCAAGGAAUUGACACCAUCACUUGCCCCACUUCCUAUUCUGACAAUUUGGUUCCACAUACUCUGCAAGGGGCGUUUUGAAUCUGCAUUUGUAAAAUUCCCACUACAGGAAGCAAUGGUGAGGGAUACACUUGAACGAGCUACAGAUCCAAACCUAAACUUGAAACUAUAUCUUCAGGAUGCAUACAUACACCCAGUGUUCAAGGGUGGUGAAGUUGAGACACGACGGAUCAUUGAGGAGGAAGAAACCAAUUCGCUUGUUGCAACAGUAAGAAACACUCAAAAGAGUAGUAAACAUAAUUCUGAGGCCAAUUCUGCAGUUGCAUAGAUUAGGAAAAACAUUCUAACAGUUAUUCAAUUUAGAUAAAUUUUUUAUCCCAUUACAAAUAUGUGUAUCCAAACAAUAUUUAAUUUUUCUUUCAAUUCAUGUAGAAACAUUAAGAAGAGCUUACAAUAUAUACAGCUUGCUUUGCUUUUUCUGAAA
Jatropha curcas is the source of this 2654-nucleotide messenger RNA. RefSeq names its product ERD (early-responsive to dehydration stress) family protein. Gene Ontology annotation, molecular function: calcium-activated cation channel activity. NCBI's taxonomy places the organism in Eukaryota, Viridiplantae, Streptophyta, Magnoliopsida, Malpighiales, Euphorbiaceae. The record is from RefSeq and is a predicted model, not a curated record. Gene Ontology annotation, cellular component: plasma membrane.